GGAGUUCCACGUAAAGCACUAAUAAACCUCUCAUGUCCCAAAUACGACUUUCAAAGUUCCAUCAUUUUCUUGCUCUUUUUCCCUUCAUCUUCUCUCUGUAUUUUUUCUUCUUCAUGCUUCGCUCUUUCACGUCACACUCUCUUUCUCGAGCUACACCAUAUUCCUACUACUUUUCUUUUGCCAACAACAACAUUAAUAUAUUCCAACUCCCUAUGGAAAAUAAUAGUAACUCCAAAGAUAUGAAGGAUGAUCAGCAGAGAGAAGGGUACUACUGUAAGGAAGCGGCCGCCGGUGAUUAUAAUUCCCCAAAGGGUUCUUCUGAUUAUAUACUUCCCCAUCUUCUCAAUUUAUAUGCGUCACGUGCCACAAGGCAAGACUUUGAGAUAUAUGCUCCAAAUGCAACGUUUGAAGAUCCCCUUAUGCGUGCACACGGGGUAAAGCAGAUAAAGUCGUCAUUUUAUUCGCUUAACAAGGUCUUCAGUGAAUCUAGAAUCGUGGAAUACAGCAUCACAGAGAAAGAAAUUUCUCCAGGAAAUACUGAGAUAUUAAUUGACAACAAACAAUAUUACAAAUUCUUGGGGAAAGACAUUCAUAUGAUAUCACUGAUCAAGUUGUACACGGAAGGAGGAAAGGUUGUUCGUCAUGAAGAUUGCUGGGAUAAGAAACCUUUACUGAAUAGGGACACAGUGAAGGUACCACUCGUUGGGCGUAUGUUGGAGACAUCUCGCAGAGCUUCAAUGUUUUUAACUCAUGCUCUAAUGGGGUUUGGAAAAGAUCCCACCAUGUAAAUUGCUGUUAACUGUUUUAAUGAUCUCAAUUAGUUUUGCCUAAUUAUGCAACGUUAGAUAUAUGUUUUCUUGAGAAUAUGUAAGAUAAUUAUUCAUGUUGAUCCGUUUGGGCUAUGUUGCUAUUGGUUGAACCACAAUUGUUUGGAACGGAGGUUAAAAGAGUAAUUAGCAUUUUAGAA
Nicotiana attenuata is the source of this 967-nucleotide messenger RNA. RefSeq lists its product as uncharacterized. The record is from RefSeq and is a predicted model, not a curated record. NCBI's taxonomy places the organism in Eukaryota, Viridiplantae, Streptophyta, Magnoliopsida, Solanales, Solanaceae. The transcript is spliced from 7 exons. The coding region runs from base 33 to 788 and encodes 251 amino acids.